AUGUCUCUAUUUGCCCGCAGCACCAACUGGACGGGCAACAAGUGGUGGACCGAGGCUCUCGAGUGGGAGGGCAAGGAGGGCUUCAACGCCGAGGAGCUUGCUCCGUGGUACGCCUCGCAGGAGGCCAAGGAAGCUGGCGCGAAGCAAGCUGGCGAGUUCCGACAGUACGGUAACCUCGCGUUUGCGAUCGUGGACGCUUCGGGUCACUUUGUGAGUUAUUCUUUUCGCCGCCGUCUGGGCCGCACGAGUUUCCCGGAUGAUGCCCUGCUCAGGAUCUAACAACCUGCCUCGCCGAUUUGCCUACAGGUUCCUUACGACCACCCUGUCGAGUCCCUUGCCAUGUUUAACUCUUGGAUCCACAACGGCAACUUCUCGUCCCUUGCCUGA
Molecule: messenger RNA, 387 nt
Organism: Microbotryum saponariae
Lineage: Eukaryota; Fungi; Basidiomycota; Microbotryomycetes; Microbotryales; Microbotryaceae
Source: the annotation of a GenBank genome assembly